CCAGCCCCCUGACGUACGAGCAGCUGAAACGGAACAUUAUCUUUGACUGUUCGUGUGAGAAGAGCGAAUCUAACGACAAAGAAAUGGCAGAAGUUGCUCCAGCCCCAGCUGCAGCCGCCCCGGCUAAGGCUCCCAAGAAGAAAGCCGCAAGCAAGCCCAAGAAAGCGGGGCCGAGCGUUGGAGAGUUGAUCGUGAAGGCAGUUUCUGCUUCUAAGGAGAGAAACGGAGUCUCUCUGGCUGCCUUGAAGAAGGCUCUGGUCGCCGGUGGCUACGACGUAGAGAAGAACAACUCCCGUGUAAAGAUUGCAGUCAGGAGCCUGGUGACCAAGGGUACCUUGCUUCAGACUAAAGGAACCGGUGCCUCUGGCUCAUUUAAACUCAACAAAACCCAGCCUGCUGCGAAGAAGCCCGCCAAGAAAGCGGCUCCUAAAGCUAAGAAGCCAGCUGUGGCCAAGAAGGCAGUAGCGAAGAAGCCUGCGGCCAAAAAGUCGCCAAAGAAGAAGCCCGCUGCAGCUAAGGUGAAGAAGAGCCCUAAGAAAGCCAAGAAGCCGAAAGCAGUGGCUAAAAAGCCGGCUAAGAGUCCGAAAAAAACCAAGAAGCCGGCAGCCGCAGCAAAGAAGGCGACCAAGAGUCCUAAGAAGGCAAAAGCGGUGAAGCCAAAAGUUGCCAAACCCAAGAGCGUCAAAACCAAGAAAGCGGCUCCCAAGAAGAAGUGAGCGCGUAUACUGUAAGCUAAUUUCAUAAGCAUCAAAGGCUCUUUUAAGAGCCAC
Messenger RNA from Anguilla rostrata (American eel), 770 nucleotides. Its product is annotated as histone H1-like. The record is from RefSeq and is a predicted model, not a curated record. Gene Ontology annotation, molecular function: structural constituent of chromatin; double-stranded DNA binding; nucleosomal DNA binding. Gene Ontology annotation, cellular component: nucleosome; nucleus. Gene Ontology annotation, biological process: nucleosome assembly; negative regulation of DNA recombination; chromosome condensation. NCBI's taxonomy places the organism in Eukaryota, Metazoa, Chordata, Actinopteri, Anguilliformes, Anguillidae. The transcript has a single exon. Bases 84 to 716 code for a protein of 210 amino acids.